UUUUUUUUUUUUUUAUUCUUUUUCGUUGGUCCAAGGAAAUUUUUAGAAUGGACGCUUUGGCUCAGUAGUUCUUCUUCCUGUGUAAAUUUUGCCUUACCUCCUUAUCGCCGCCAUUGGAGAAGAUGAAGAGAAGGGUUAUCUCAGCAGCGCCAUCUCCGUCGGAAAAGAGGAGGAAGAAAAGGGUGUGACUGUAGUCCACCUAGCACCACUGUCGUCUGUCCAUUUGAAUGGAUUUCUAUGAGAUAAGCUCUAGUGGGAUAAAGAAGAUAAUGUUUUCAAAGGCGUACUGGAAAACUGUGUUUGUAGCUUGUCUCUGCGCGGUUCUUAUUAAAAAACACUCUUUCUCUUUCUUUUUUUUCUUUGAUAGGGUAGUGUAGAUCUUUAAUUGAUCAGUUUUCCUAUUUUAUAAAAUCUAUGGUCAUAUUUCAUUAAGGCUCCUGACUGUAGCUUUUGCCAAAUUUCCCUCUGUUCGCAUAGAAAAUGGUCAUCAAGAAGUUCCCAAAACCCAUUCCUCUGCUGCAGCCAAUCCCACCAAAGCCACCCUCUCCAAUCCCAAAUCCAACUCUUCCAUCCCCCCCAGAGGUUUCUCCAACCCCUCUCCCCACGCUUACACUCUUUCACUCCCCUAACCACACCCACCUCCUCAGCUUCCUGAAGAACCAUAUCAACCCCCCUUUCACCCCUCAAAGCCUUCUCUACUUCCUCAAGUCCAAGCUCCACCACCACCCAAAUUUCACCCACUAUGACUUCCACAUCUUCUCUUGGGCCUCUACUAUCGACUCUUAUCGCCAUGACCACUCCACCUUUGAAUGGAUGGCUCGCACCCUUGCCAUCACAGACCGCUUCACCGACCUCCGCUCCCUUCUGCAUUUCAUGGUCUCCAAUCCUUGCCCCUGUUCUGAUGGUAUUUUCUCCUGCUCUCGGACUGAACAUAUUUUUCAGUUUGCCAUUGUUGCUUACUGUAAAGUUGGGAAACUGGAUGAUGCCGUUGAUGCCUUUGAGUGUAUGAGGAAAUUGAUUGAUGGGAAGCCUAGUGUGGUUAUUUAUAACAUUUUGAUCAAUGGGUUUGUGAAAUGUGGUUGGCAUGACAAGGCUUUGGGGUUUUAUAGUAGGAUGAUCAAGGAUAGGGUUAGGCCGGAUGUGAUUACUUUCAAUAUUUUGCUUAAUAGCUAUUGUCGCAAUUCGGAGUUCAAGUUAGCUUUGGAGUUGUUUAAAGAGAUGAAAGAGAAGGGAUGCAGUCCCAAUGUGGUCAGCUUUAAUACUUUGAUUAAGGGGUUCUUUAGGAAAAGGAAGUUUGAGGAAGGGAUUGAGAUGGCUUAUGAGAUGAUUGAAAUGGGAUGUGAGAUUUCAAAUGUGACUUGUGAGGUUUUGGUUGAUGGGCUUUGUAAAGAAGGUCGAGUUUUGGAAGCAUGUGAUCUAUUGAUUGAUUUUUCAAUUAAAGGAGUCUUGCCUAAUGGGUAUGAUUAUUUUGGUCUUAUUGAGGCACUUUGUGGGAGUGGAAAUUCAGCUAGAGCUUUAGAGAUUGUGAAUGAGCUAUGGAGGAAAGAAAAUCGUCCGAGUUUGAUUAUAUGUACCACUUUGAUAGAGGGCUUGAGGUUGUCUGGGAAAAUUAGUGAAGCAUUUAGAUUGACGGAAAGGAUGCUUAAAGAGGGCAUGGUUCCAGAUAAUGUGACUUUUACUUGUCUCCUUCAAGAUCUUUGCAAUGUGGGAAGGACUGUUGAAGCAAACAAAUUAAGGUUGUUAGCUUGUAGCAAGGGGUUGGACUCCACAGGCAUGGCAUAUGAUAUUUUAGUCUCUGGUUAUACUCGAGAGGGCAAAAGAAAGGAGGGGAAAAUGUUGGUGGAUGAGAUGUUGGACAGGGGAUUUAUACCUGACAUUGCUAGUUAUAAUAAGUUGAUGGGUGGGCUUGCUAAUGCAAGAAAUUUUGUGUGAUACCAAUUUUACUGUUUUGCUGGGAGAAAAUAUGGAAACUUUUCAGAUUUUCUAUUAUAUUUGUCCUAACGUUUGAAAUGGGGAUGGAGCUGGAAAUGUGACAAACUGUUUGUUUGCUCUCUUGCAUAUGGGUUAAAUCGUAUAUAUACCAGUGCAAUCCUCCUGAUUUCCAAGUCACAGAAAUCUGUUUCUCAUGGCCAAAACAUCAAAAUGGCCUAAAUCAUAUAUUUGUAUUUUUGAAUUGUUAAUUUCUGGUGUUCAUCGACAUGCUUAACAUUUCCAUCCCAACAUGCCCAGGUUUCAGUUACAAUGGCUCAAUAAUUUCUGCCACUUUCUUCUCUCUCUCUCUCUCUCUCUCUCUCUCUUUUAUUUUUUAAAUAAAUAUAUUGUAGUUAUUCAUCUCCAAGUCAACCUCUGUUAAGGUGUCAGCAGUUCCCUAUCACUGCUUCCAGUGUUGGCAAUGCUGGGCCACCUGGGCCAGAAUGUGGAGUGGCUUCAAAAGCAGAAACAUGCUUCAACGAGUCUAGGUUCCUCCUUGAUAAAAGCUUUGGAUGGUUAAGCUAACAAAACCAGUAUAUUUCUUCCACUUAGUCAUGACCAUGAUGUAAUCCAUCUCUAUUGGGAUAAGGGUUGUUUGUAUCAGGAACUCUUGAUUUUCUUGAACCUUCACAAAACUUUUCCUGUCGUAGGUGCAUUAAUUCUCUGUGGACUUGCUUACCCAUUUUGGAAUCUACGGUUUUGGUGCAAGUGCUGAUGAUGAGAGCUAUCAAUGAUCUGGCCUCAGGGAUUAUGCUUAAAGCGGACAUGGAGAGUGAGAAGUUUAUGAGUGAAAUAAGUAAGCAUUGGAGGUUGUGCUUAUGUUUGAUGGGCCUAAGAUGGAUAGAUUGCAUAAGAGCCCACAGGCUUUUGCUGUUGAUACUAAUGGCAUCUUAGAGGGAAGGAGGUGAGGGGCAAAAAGUUAGCAAAACAUACUUAUAAAAGUGAAAUGGAAGGAAAAGCUUAUCCUGUUAUCCAAAUGGGUCUCUAUAACAUCAAAAGGAAAUGGACAGGAGUAAACAAAGGGGGGAAAAAAUAAAAGCAAAGAAGUGGACAUGAGAGGAAUGUGGUUUGUUGUUGUUUGUACUCUCUCUCUCUCUCUCUCUCUCUCUCUCUCUCUCUUCCCUCACAUUGUUACUUGUUGCUUGUGGGCACAUGGGGGCCUCCACUCUAAUCCCCCUUGCUCUAUAUGGGCUUUUGAGGUGCUUUCCUUUGACCCACAUGGGGCCCAUUUUCAGUGACCCUCUAAGUUUUGGUAGGGAUGGUAAAUUGGGAUUUUUUUGUUUUUUGUUUUCAUUUUUCUUAACCACAAGAGUUUUUUGAGACGGUUGGGUUUCUUUAUUUAUUUAUUUUAUAUGAAUAAAUAAAAUUCCAAGGCAUUGUUAAUUGCA
This is a messenger RNA of Ziziphus jujuba (common jujube), 3359 nucleotides long. Its product is annotated as pentatricopeptide repeat-containing protein At2g36240. Lineage: Eukaryota; Viridiplantae; Streptophyta; Magnoliopsida; Rosales; Rhamnaceae. The transcript has 3 exons. The record is from RefSeq and is a predicted model, not a curated record. Gene Ontology annotation, molecular function: protein binding. Bases 481 to 1932 code for a protein of 483 amino acids.